CAGAGGAGGGCCGGUGCUAGCCGGAUUUACAGAUGAGCUGAGGCCACUCAGCUGAAGCCGGAUGACUGUGGAGCGGCUGGGCCAGGGUGCAAAAUAAAGUGAGGACCUCAGCCCUGCACCCUUGGGCUGGAGAGAGCCCCCAAGCAUCACCCCUCCCAGGCAUCACUACUUCAUCUGGGGACUGGAAGACUCAGAGGACUGGGCCAGGGCCUCGGGCUGUCAGCUGGGAUGCAGCCCUGGGGUUCUAGCUGCCAGUUCCAGGGGUCAGGGCCCUCUGCUAAUGCUCUGCUGUUGCCAACUUGAAAUUCUUAGGUUUUACUUUUUUUUUUUUUUUUUUUUUUUUUUGGCAAGAGGACUUGCAUUUUCAUUUUGCACUGGAUCCCAGAAAUUAUGUAGCCAGUAGUCCCGGGGGGUCUGGGUGACCCGGCACACUCUCCCUCCCAUCCUUGGCUUUCACAGAGGGGCCUGAGACCUGGUGCUUGGUUCACACCACUGCUUUUGUGCCCUGCCUCCCCCUGCCCAGUGCCAGAUGGACCCAGAAGUUUCUGCAGGAAUGGGAGGGGGGAGGAGAGCCCUGAGCUGGCGAAGCAGGGAGCAGGCUGGCAGCGGAGCCACAGCACAGAGCGAGGGGCUCUGAACAGGUGUCAGGCAGAGGUCUGGUGGCUGGCUCGGGGUCUGCUGAAAGCUGUCUUGACCAGGAAACCGAAGACUCUGCUUUUGCCACAGCGGUUCCUGCAGCUGCCUUGAGGUGUGAACCCACAUCCCUGCCCCCAGGGCCACCUACAGGACGCCGACACCUACCCUUCAGCAGACGCCGGAGAGAAAUGAGUAGCAACAAAGAGCAGCGGUCAGCAGUGUUCGUGAUCCUCUUUGCCCUCAUCACCAUCCUCAUCCUCUACAGCUCCAACAGUGCCAAUGAGGUCUUCCAUUAUGGCUCCCUGGGGGGCCGUAGCCGCCGACCUGUCAACCUCAAGAAGUGGAGCAUCACCGACGGCUAUGUCCCCAUUCUUGGCAACAAGACGCUGCCCUCUCGGUGCCACCAGUGUGUGAUUGUCAGCAGCUCCAGCCACCUGCUGGGCACCAAGCUGGGCCCUGAGAUCGAGCGGGCUGAGUGUACAAUCCGCAUGAACGAUGCGCCCACCACUGGCUACUCAGCUGAUGUGGGCAACAAGACCACCUACCGCGUCGUGGCCCAUUCCAGUGUGUUCCGCGUGCUGAGGAGGCCCCAGGAGUUUGUCAACCGGACCCCUGAAACCGUGUUCAUCUUCUGGGGGCCCCCGAGCAAAAUGCAGAAGCCCCAGGGCAGCCUCGUGCGUGUGAUCCAGCGGGCGGGCCUGGUGUUCCCCAACAUGGAAGCAUAUGCCGUCUCUCCCGGCCGCAUGCAGCAAUUUGACGACCUCUUCCGGGGUGAGACGGGCAAGGACAGGGAGAAGUCUCAUUCAUGGUUGAGCACAGGCUGGUUUACCAUGGUGAUUGCGGUGGAGUUGUGUGACCACGUGCACGUAUAUGGCAUGGUCCCCCCGAACUACUGCAGCGGCCCCGCCUCCAGCGCAUGCCCUACCACUACUACGAGCCCAAGGGGCCGGACGAAUGUGUCACCUACAUCCAGAAUGAGCACAGCCGCAAGGGCAACCACCACCGCUUUAUCACCGAGAAAAGGGUCUUCUCGUCUUGGGCCCAGCUGUAUGGCAUCACCUUCUCCCACCCCUCCUGGACCUAAGCCACCCAGCCUGUGGGACCUCAGGAGGGUCGGAGGAGAAGCAGCCUCCGCCCAGCCGCUGGGAUAGGGACCACCUUCUGGUCAAUCAAAGCUCGCCCGAGUGUCUCCCAGCCAAUCAGGGCCUUGAGGAGGAUGUAUCCUCCAGCCAAUCAGGACCUGGGGCAUCUGUUGGCCAAUCAGGGAUUUGGAAGUCUAUGUGAUUAAUCAGGGGUGUCUUUCUUGUGCAGUCAGGGUCUGCGCACAGUCAAUCAGGGUAGAGGGGUAUUUCUGAGUCGAUCUGAGGCUAAGGACAUAUCCUUCCCCAUGAGGCCUUGGUUCAGAGCCCCGGGAAUGGACCCCCCAGUCACUCCCCACUCUGCUGGGAUAAUGAGGUCCUGUCCCAAGGAGCUGGGAACUUGGUGGUGUCCCCUCAAAUUUCUAGCACCAGAAAGAGAGAUUGUGUGGGGGUAGAAGCUGUCUGGAGGCCUGGCCAGAGAAUUUUUGGGGUUGUGGAGGUUGUGGGGGCGGUGGGGAGGUCCCAGAGGUGGGAGGCUGGCAUCCAGGUCUUGGCUCUGCCCUGAGCAACCUUGGACAAACCCUUCCCCCUCUGUGGGCACCCUUCUGCCCACGCCAGUUUCCAGUGCGGAGUCUGAGACCCUUGCCACCUCCCCUACAAGUGCCCUCGGGUCUGCCCUCCCCGUCUGGACCCCCCCCAGCCACUAUCCCUUGCUGGGAGGCUCAGCUCUUUGGGGGGUCUGGGGUGACCUCCCCACCUCCUGGAAAACUUUAGGGUAUUUUUGUGCAAACUCCUCUAGGAUUGGGGGACUCUGAAGGGAAUGGGACAAACCUUAAGCUGUUUUCUUAGCCCCUCAGCCAGCUGCCAUUAGCUUGGCUCUUUAAGGGCCAGGACUGCUUUUCUGCCCUCUAGCAGGGAGGUUUUCCGACUGUUGGAGGUGCCUUUGGGGCUGCUCCUUUGUCUGGAGCCACUGGGGGCUUCUGAGGGUCUCCCCCGACCCCCUGUCAUCCUGGGAUGACUGCCGGGAGCUGUGUCUCCUGGUUCUGUCCCCUGGCUCUGUUAUCAGGCACUUUAUUAAAGCUGGGCCUCAGUGGGUUGUGUUUGUUUCUUGUUCUUCUGGAGCCUGGAAGGGAAGGGCUUCAGGAGGAGGCUGUGAGGCCGGGGGACCAGAUGGAGGAGGCCAGCGGCUAGCCAUUGCACACUGGGGUGAUGGGUGGGGGCGGCGACUGCCUCAGACUUGGUUUUGUAAUGAUUUGUACAGGAAUAAACACACCUACACUCCGG
Messenger RNA from Macaca mulatta (Rhesus monkey), 2999 nucleotides. It is a transcript of the gene ST6GALNAC6, whose product is annotated as ST6 N-acetylgalactosaminide alpha-2,6-sialyltransferase 6. Gene Ontology annotation, biological process: oligosaccharide metabolic process; ganglioside biosynthetic process. NCBI's taxonomy places the organism in Eukaryota, Metazoa, Chordata, Mammalia, Primates, Cercopithecidae. Gene Ontology annotation, molecular function: alpha-N-acetylgalactosaminide alpha-2,6-sialyltransferase activity. The record is from RefSeq and is a predicted model, not a curated record.